This is a messenger RNA of Rotaria sp. Silwood2, 612 nucleotides long. The record is from the annotation of a GenBank genome assembly. NCBI's taxonomy places the organism in Eukaryota, Metazoa, Rotifera, Eurotatoria, Philodinida, Philodinidae.
AUGAAUGUUCUAGAUCUGGCUUAUGCAGAUGAUCUCGCUAUCAUGAGCGAAUCCACAACAGAACUUGAAGAGUUCAUUCAGGAUUUUGAAACUAUAACACAAAAAUGUGGCUUAACAAUGAACGUAAAGAAGACACUCAUUAUGUCCGUGAAACAAUUACAACAAGAUGCAACUGGUCGUAUUAUCAAAGGACAAAUGGUCAAUCAACUUGAUUUCAAUAUGAAGAUCCGGAAUGAAAAGGAUAAACAUACUGAAUCCUUCAUAUAUCUUGGUUGUUGUAUAACAGCAGACCAAACGAUGGAGAAGAAAAUUGGAAUACGCAUAUCGAAAGCAUCACCCCCCUUCUACAUGCUUAAAUAUUGUGUAUGGCAUCGCAAGACCGUGUCAUAUGAUGCAAAACUACGAAUCUUUCGAGCAUGUGUAGUACCUAUAUUGUUAUAUGGAAGUGAAGUAUGGGCUUUAACAAAUAUUCAAGAGCGACGAUUAAAUUCCUUUUACAUGAAAUGUCUUCGAACAAUCAUUGGAGCAAAUCUAGAAGAUCGACUAUCAAAUGCGAAAAUGUUAGAACUUACUGGACAACCACAAAUUAGAUGUUAUCUUGAGAAGGAAUAG